Messenger RNA from Sclerotinia sclerotiorum 1980 UF-70, 6012 nucleotides. RefSeq lists its product as hypothetical. The record is from RefSeq and is a predicted model, not a curated record. Gene Ontology annotation, molecular function: ATP-dependent chromatin remodeler activity; ATP binding. The coding region runs from base 1 to 6012 and encodes 2003 amino acids. Lineage: Eukaryota; Fungi; Ascomycota; Leotiomycetes; Helotiales; Sclerotiniaceae. The transcript is spliced from 23 exons.
AUGCUAUUUUCUCCUCCGUAUAUAUUCGUGCUUCUUGCCGAGAUUUUUGUUAAUGUUUUAGUUCACGGUCUUUCAUCUACCGACGAAUACAGAGAUGCAGAUCUGCAGCAAACAGGAUACCUACAAGUUCAUACCCCGUUCUUACAAUCUGAUAUAGGAUGUACAGGCACACCUAUCAUUGACCCCGCCACUGAUAUAGCAUAUUUCUUCGCCAAAACUUACAUACCAAAUUAUAGAGUUCCAGGUAACACUGGGACGGCAAAUGGCGUCUACUACUUUCAUGCGGUCAAUAUUAGUACUUUACUUGACGUAUUUCCACCAAUACUUAUCGACGGUGCAAUUGCGGAUAAUGCCCCCCAAAAGUAUUUCAUUGGGGGAGUGAUUCUACAACGUCCUUCAUUGACACAGGUUGGCAGUGUGGUAUAUGGCUCUUUCGGGGGCCAUUGUGAUCUCUUCAAUUACACUGGUCUUGUGAUGGGCAUCGACAUCAAUAAAGCCAAGAUCAUCACCAACUGGGCAGUUGAAAGUGGACCAUUAGUUCCGCAAACAAAUGUUUUACUUCAAGGAGGAGGAGGUGGAGAAGGUGGGAUAUGGAUGAGUGGAAUGGGAUUGGCGACUGAUGGAGCUAGGAUUUUUCUUGUAACCGGGAAUGGUGGUGCCCAUCAAAAUCAAGGGACUCCAGCUUCUGGUUCGAGUGGGUGUCAAACUUUAGGGGAAGCAACUAUCAAUCUAGCCUUGGAUAACACCGGGGUAAUUUCUGUGUCGGAUUAUUUUCAACCUUAUGACUAUCAAAACAUGGAUGCUGGUGAUCAAGACUUUGGUAGUGGAGGCAUUGUUCUGCUUGAUCGGACAGUUUUCAAAGGCACAGGUGUGGAUAAAAUGGCCGUCACUGCUGGCAAAAAUGGGAAAAUCUACAUUCUCAAUGCGAAUAAUCUUGGCGGAUACAAGCUAGGCCCAGGGCAGACUGACAAUAUCUUGCAAACUAUUGUCACAAACGCAGCCGUUUUUGGUGCCUGCGGCUCUUAUCCUCUCGAGGGUGGUUUCAUUUACUGUACCCCUGUCGGCUUAGCAACAUCAGUCUAUCAGCUCACAUUCACGUCUAGCGGUAUCCCCCAAUUCUCUAAGAUUGGUCAAACUAAUGAGAUAUCUGCAGGUCGCGUUGGUGUGGGAAUUCCAACCAUUACUAGCUUCAAUAAUCAAAUUGGCACGGCCAUCCUUUGGAUGACAGAUCCUGAUGCUGGGCUCCGUGCAUGGUAUGCUGUUCCUCAAAAUGGUGUUUUACAGAAAAUAAAGAUACCGCAAAUUGGAGGUGCGAACAAAUUCCAGCGCCCGGCUUUCGGAAACGGUCGAGUAUAUACAACAGAUUCAAAUGGCGUUCUUUAUUGUCUCGGAGCACCUGUUAACCUUCCUUUAAAUUGCACUUCUCCAGUUGAUUUCGGGGUUGUAGCCCUUGGAAGUAAGUCGGUUCAGAAUAUUAGUUGUACUGCGAUUAUUGCCAUUACUUCAAUAAAUGGUGCAACUGUUGGGAAUGGAUACUUCUCAGUCAAUAAUUCAACCUUGCCAACCGGACCCUUGAACGCGGGUGCCACAUUCAUAUUUCCCGUCACUUGGGAUUUGACGAAUGUUCAAGUGGGAGCCACGGCAAACACUUCUUUUGGAAAUGUAUCUCCUGGAAUCAAAAGCACCCCCUUGACAAUUUUAACGACAAAUGCAGUAGCUGGCUAUGCUACUCUUUACCCAAUAAGUUUGACUGGUACUGAGGUGUCCUCAAAACCAUUCCUGGCAAUUGCUCCUACCACCGUGGACUACGGCGGAAUUAUCAUCACGAGUACUAGUAAUAUCAAUCCUCAGUCUGCUAUUUUCACGAUAUCGAAUAAAGGAUUAAUGUCCAUGACAAUUACGGGGUAUGCAUACACUGCGGAUGAGUUGGAUGAUAAUCCAGUCUUCAUCAACAGCACCGUGAUAAACGGGACAUGGGACCUGGGGUUUGGAUACUUCACUGCAGUAGGCCUUCCAGCGAUAGGAAGUCAGGUAGCCCCAAGUUCGCAGCUAUCUAUACAAUCCUCUUUUGACCCGACCAAUGGAACUGGAUCGUACAACUCUUACUGGCAAGUCUGGUCAGAUGGAGGUUCAGUCAAUAUCAUUCUUGAGGGUAUUGCCUCCACGGCCCCGAUAACGAAUUUUUCAAUUAGUAAUGGUGAAGGCGGAUGGCUUCCCCAAGCUAAUCUUUUUAUGGACUUCGGAAAAGUAGCACCUGGAAGUUCGUCUUCGCAGCAGAUACGAAUCUGUAAUGUUGGAGGUUCCUCGCUAGAAAUUAGCAAAAGCAAACCACCAAAUGGUGUAUUUCAUAUCAGUGACCCCACUGAACUGCACGAAUCACAACAGAUAGCUGUCAAUGAUUGUGCAUAUGGAACCGUUAUUUUCUCCGCAAACGUGGAAGAAUACAAUAAGCCAGACCUGCUGCUAAAUAACACUUGGACGUUGAAUACAGAUGAUGUUAACUGGGGAGUUCACGUUGUCGAAAUUACUGGCACCGUCAUCUCGAAAAAAGUUGGCCCGAUAAAUUCUACGACUGGACAAACAAUUUAUAAUUACCUCGGAUGUUUUCAAGAAUCCACGACGGGACCACGUCUACUUCCGAAUCAAGGUUACACUCCUAAUGUAACCGUUAAUGAUAAUGAUAUGUGCCAAGAAGCAUGUUACGGACUGGCACAGUACAGCUUUGCUGGUACCGAAUACACGAGCCAAUGUUGGUGUGGAAAUACUCCACCACCACUAGCGGCACAAGAUGUUACUGAUGCGUUGUGCAAUUUUGCUUGCCCCGGCGAUCCUAAUGAUGCUUGCGGUGGGACUGGUUAUAUUUCAGUCUUCUAUAAUCCUACAGAAUAUGUUGCUGGAACUGACCCAGCACUGUAUGGUCCUAAGACAGUCAGCAGUGUUGGUAACUACAAUUAUCUCGGAUGUUACAGUGAAGGGACAAAUGGUCGUGCCUUGGCUGGUUCGAGUCCCCAAGCACCACCUACAGGGUUCACGAUCGAGUUAUGUGCAGCUGGCUGUAAAGGAUUCACAUACUUUGGUAUGGAAUGCUAUUGUGGUGCCACCAUAAACGCAGGAUCUGUUCUUCAGGCUAGCACAAUACCCGCUGUAAAUGGAUGUGAUAUGUUAUGUGCUGGUAACGCAAGUGAAUACUGCGGAGGUAGUUCUAGACUCAAUAUGUACCAACUCAACGGCACUGUUUCGACACCAACACCAGCCCCCACAGGACCUAUUACAGUCACAAAUUUAACAGGAUGGAGUUACCUGGGUUGCUACAAUGAAUCUACAACCGGUCGUGCAUUGAGUGGUCUAGAAAAUCCAAUUCCGGGUGUGAAUAAUAGCGUAGAGGCUUGUUCCGCUGCUUGUGCGGCCUGGAAUUAUUUUGGAGUUGAGUAUGGUGAUGAAUGUUAUUGCGGCAAUGCGAUCAAUACAGGCUCGACAUUACAGGUUGUGGAAAAAUCCUUAGAAGUUUACCUAGUGAAAUACGAAAUGCAUCUUUUUGGAAAUGUGAUAGAGUAUGAGCAAGCAAAAAGACUUCGAUCGAGCGAGGCUUUUGAAGCUAAGGUUUCUCUUUCGAAAGUCUUCGGCUUCAAUGGUACAGCUCAAACUCCCAUCAAGGCUGAAGAUAGUGAGCUGGAAGAAAUUGAUGCUGUCGUAUGGACUCCCUAUCCAAGAUCUAAGUCUACCGAGAAAGGAUUAGGGCAAACGGAAGUCAAGGCUGAAGAUAGUGAGCUAGAAGAAAUUGAUGCAACAGUUUGGUCUUCCUCACGUGCGGGAUCUGCAGCACAAACGCCACGCAAGCGCCCGAGAUCACAUUCUGUGUCUGUGUCCGUGUCCGGGGUUAAAUUGGAAGGAAACGAUGUUCAACUGAAAAUCGAGUCUUCAGACUCUUCAUCCUCAGACGAAAGGCGGAGCGUUUCAAAGCGUAGAAAAUCUUUUUGGGGCAAGAGCAUUCCCUUUGAUAGGAGAGUGCCUCAUCGCACAACUUCUCCUGAGUUUCGACAUGCUGCAGAGUUAAUGGACCAGACAAAAUCUGCUCGCACCCCAACACCAGAUGAUAAAAAUCCUCAUAAUGGAGAAACCGAAUAUGAGCGUGAUUUGGAGAAUAGUGACUUCAGCGAUAUCGAAGACGAUGAAACUAUGCCUUCUGUCGCACCAGGCCCUCUCCCUUCCCAGAAGAGAAGAACCCUGGAGAAGUCCGUGAAGACUUCCGAAGAGUGGUACGCUCGUUACCACCGCAAAAAGGUUAAAUUUCAGAAGAGACGAAAUCACAGAACAUUUGCAAAUGAUGGAGCAGCUUCAAAAAUUCACAAUUUUUUGAACCACGACCCUAUUACUGCCCACAAAGAGAAGCCUGCUGAAGAGCAAAUCACUAACAUCGAAGCAUCUUCGAAAAGGGAUUACUUUGAUCAGGUUCUUAGGAAUAUUCGAACCGAUGGGCGCAUGCACAACUGCAGAGGCGAUAAUACUGCACUUAAGAUUGCUGGCGAGGGUUUUGGCCGGGUCAAUGUGAGGUAUCGGAACGAGAAUACAUGGUGUUUGAAAGGGGUAAAGACAGCUCUAUAUCAUCAUCAACUCCUCUGUGCUAGCUGGAUGUUGGGCCGGGAGUAUGAUCCCGACGGUCCAUCGGGAGGUUUCAACUGCGAUGUGAUGGGUCUUGGUAAAACAUUGGAGAUGCUUGCCACUAUUGUCGGUAGCCCUCGUCCUGAAGGCGCAGAGAUAUCAGAGAUAGGCCCCACUCUUAUCGUGGUUCCCUCCAGUAUUCAGUCCGCACAAUGGGUCUCGGAAAUAGGCAAACAUCUUGCUGAUCGCGGCUUAAAUGUGAUUCUUUAUGCAAAAAGCCAAAAGCUUUCCAAGAACACACUCAUCAAAAGUGAUCUGGUUGUAACUUCUUAUGAUCAGAUGCGAAUGAGUUCGCCAUUUCCACCACCCUGGUGGCUCUUAGACCUAGCAAAAAAGUUGAAGGUGAAAAGCUGCACAUUGGAUGGACGGCAGUCUAUCGAAGAUUGGAUCGAUGACAAUCGCGAACAGUGUGGUGAGGUUUUGCAUAAGAUUAAUUGGUACCGAGUCGUUCUCGAUGAAGCUGUAACCUGCCUGCAACAGCCGAUUGGACAAACUAUUGUCUCGUCUAGUGAUUCGAUUCACCGCGAGUCCCUUAGCUAUCGAGCCACAAAUAAAGAUUCUGGUCACCACGGACCUUUGAUUGGUAAUGAGGUUAUCGAUGUACAUAUAUGUGAAAUUUGCAACCAAGAAGCAGAUGACCCCCGUCAAGUCCGCAAUUAUCGCAAGGAUCGCAAUGGCGAAAAGAGCUGUGACCAUAUCUUUUGCGAAAUUUGCAUAGAGGUUAGCAUUAAUGCACAGGUUGCGAGGACAGAUAAUAUUGAGUGUCCGGCCAAUGGCUGUGGCAGAAAAUUCAACCCCGAUCGCAUGAUAUCACUGGAUUCAUGGUCUACUGGACCUGAGGAGGACACUGGUAUGAAAAAAGGACGAGACAGAGUGGGAUUUUUACCAAGACUGAGUCAGGGUGAAAUGAAGAGUAACGAUCAAGCUCAUAUUCUACGUGAAUUUGAGACAAACCCAAAGUUUACAAUACUUAUAAUUGGCCUCAAGGUUGGUGGAGUGGGCCUGAAUCUCGCGUUUGCCAAUCGCGCGAUUAUGGUUGAUCUCUGGUGGAAUGCAGCGACGGAAUCCCAAGCUAAUGGUCGAAUUUUUCGAAUUGGCCAAGAGAAAGAGACUAAUUUCGCGAGAUUUAUGAUGAGGGAAUCAGUUGAUAUUCGACUGCUUCGUAUGCAAGUUGAGAAAUCAAUUGUCAUUGUUGGAACACUCGAAAGUAAAACCGAAUUAACUUACGCGGAAGCUCUCUCAUUCUUAGGUGAAGUUCAGUGGACCAACGAUAGUCGUCUCAAGAUUAUUGAUGAUCAUGAAAAGCUCGAGGAAUGGCUUGACGACUGGUUGAACAAGCAAAAGAAAGUUUGA